GUGCUCGGGAAAUCUGCCCUCGUUGGCGCGCCGGCCUGCUCGGAGUCACUCGUGUUGCGUUUUCCCGCGGGCUGCAGAGCGUUCGCGGCCCGGUCAUGGUGGACGUGAUGGAGCUCCCCAAAGCGCGCAUCAACGCCGGCAUGCUAGCGCAGUUCAUCGACCGGCCCGUGUGCUUCGUGGGGAGGCUGGAGAAGAUUCAUCCCACUGGGAAAAUGUUUAUUCUUUCAGAUGGAGAAGGAAAAACUGGAACCAUUGAGUUGAUGGAGCCGCUUGAUGAAGAAAUCUCUGGAAUUGUGGAAGUAGUUGGAAAAGUCACAGCCAAGGCAACCAUAAUGUGUGCAUCUUAUGUCCAGUUCAAGGAAGAUUGUAAUCGCUUUGAUCUUGAACUUUACAAUGAAGCUGUGAAAAUUAUCAAUGAGUUCCCUCAGUUUUUUCCAUUAGGGCUUGUACAACAUGAAUGAGCUUCUUGAAUUUUUUUAUGAUUGCCAGUGAGCUACUUUGAAGGCUGUUAAAGAAGACUCCUUCAGUUUGAGGGAGAGACUCCUGUAAUUUCUAAUAUUUAAAUUGCUCUUUUUUUAUGUAAUUUUUUUGUAAAUUUAGUGUGUGACAGUCCACAACUAAGUCUAUAAAUUUUUUAAAACUAGUAAUUCAGUAUAUGGUCUGAAUUCAAGAAUAAAGCAUUUUCUUGAGUUUAGAUUUCUAUUGUAUAAUAAAAAUCAAAAUAACA
Molecule: messenger RNA, 727 nt
Organism: Meriones unguiculatus (Mongolian gerbil)
Lineage: Eukaryota; Metazoa; Chordata; Mammalia; Rodentia; Muridae
Gene: Rpa3
Product: replication protein A3
Exons: 4
Coding region: 96-461 (121 amino acids)
Biological process (GO): double-strand break repair via homologous recombination; base-excision repair; nucleotide-excision repair
Cellular component (GO): DNA replication factor A complex; site of double-strand break; nucleus
Molecular function (GO): single-stranded DNA binding; damaged DNA binding
Source: RefSeq, a predicted model, not a curated record